CACCCAAAAGGAGCGGCGGCGCUCAGCCCACCUCUCUCUCUCUCUUUCCUCUCGUCUGUCCCCUGAAUCCACAAAACCGGAGCUCCCUCGUCUCGAAAGAUCCGUUCCCUUCGACACCUACUCUGUUCUCAGUCUUCGAUGAUCGCCCGCCGAUCCCUUUUCCUCUGUCCUUGCUGUUGGCUUGAGCUCCGUUGAUAUAUAUCACCUCGAGUCUUCGGCCAGAAAGAGGGCAGGGUCGAGGGGAGUGGUACACAAAAAGAGAGAUGGGGAGGUCUCAGCGGCAGCUGAGGGCCGUGCUCCGCAAGAACUGGCUUCUCAAAAUCCGCCACCCUUUCGCCACCUGUGCUGAGAUUCUGCUGCCAACGAUUGUGAUGUUGAUGCUCAUCGGAAUAAGGUCUAGAGCUGACACGCAAAUUCACCCCGUGCAAGCGUAUAUUAGAAAGGGCAUGCUUGUUGAGGUGGGAAAAAGUGAGAUCUCUCCAAGUUUUGACAGUAUUUUGAAGUUGUUGUUCGUGAACGGUGAACAUCUCGCUUUUGCACCUGACACCGACAAAACAAGGUUGAUGCUGGACGUGCUCUCUUCGAAGUUUCCGCUCCUAAAGAUGGUUGGCAGACUUUACAAGAAUGAAGCUGACCUGGAAAAUUACAUAAGGUCAGAACUGUACGGCGUCAAUGAUCAAGUGAGGAACCUAUCAAAUCCCAAGAUCAAAGGAGCAGUAGUUUUUCACGCACAAGGUCCUCAAACAUUUGACUAUAGCAUACGUCUUAAUCACACAUGGGCUUUCUCAGGUUUUCCUAAUGUUAAAACCAUCAUGGAUGUAAACGGACCAUAUCUCAACGACCUCGAGCUUGGUGUUAACAUUGUACCAAUUCUUCAAUAUGGAUUCAGUGGAUUUCUGACCUUGCAGCAGGUGAUGGAUUCAUUGAUAAUUCUUCUUGCACAACUAAAUGGAACUAAUGUUAUGUCUGAGAGUAUAAAUGUAACAGAAACAUUAUCACCUUUUAUUGGACCUCGCUCUCAUGUGAACUUCAGAUGGACGGAGUUUAUUCCAGAAAAUAUCAGAAUUGUACCAUUUCCAACUCGAGAAUAUACAGAUGAUGAGUUCCAGUCAAUUGUGAAGAUUGUCAUGGGAUUAUUGUAUCUUUUGGGAUUUCUGUAUCCAAUUUCUCGUUUAAUCAGCUACUUUGUGUUUGAGAAGGAACAGAAAAUUAAAGAAGGUCUGUACAUGAUGGGACUUGAAGAUAAAAUAUUUUACCUUUCUUGGUUUAUUACAUAUUCAGUACAGGGGCUGGAGUAUGCGGAUGCCUUCCACUUUGUUCUUCUGUCAAGUCACAAAAUUUGGGAAACAAUUUUUGCAGUUUCAUCAGCAAUUAUAACAGCUUGUACGAUGGGAAGCAUUUUCAGAUACAGUGACAAAUCAGUGGUGUUUGCAUACUUCUUCCUGUUUGGUUUAAGUGCAGUCAUGCUUUCUUUUUUUAUCUCUGCAUUCUUUUCACGUGCAAAGACAGCUGUAGCAGUUGGAACUCUUUCUUUUCUGGGUGCCUACGUUCCUUAUUACACUGUCAAUGACCCUGCUGUCCCUUUGGUAUGGAAGAUGAUGGCUUCUUUGCUCUCCCCUACUGCUUUUGCACUUGGGACAGUGAAUUUUGCUGAUUAUGAGCGUGCUCAUGUUGGUCUUCGCUGGACCAAUGUUUGGCAGGCAUCAUCUGGAGUUAAUUUUUUGGUGUGCCUCCUAAUGAUGGUGCUUGAUAUGUUUCUGUAUUGUUCCCUCGGGCUAUACUUCGAUAAGAUUCUUUCUAGAGAGGAUGGAGUUUGGCAUACUUGGAACUUUUUGGUUACUACGAUACUUUGGAUAAGGGAUAAAACUUUUGCCAAUAAUACUGGAAGAUUGGACGACAAACAACAUAAUGAAGUACCAGGAAUAGAGAAAAGAUGGACCGGUCAAGUUGUUUGUGAACCUGCUAUAGAAGCAAUAAUAAGCUUGGAUAUGAAGCAACAAGAGCUUGAUGGCCGUUGCAUCCAGGUGAGAAAUCUGCAUAAGGUCUAUAUGACAAGGGAGGGAAAACAUUGUGCAGUUAAUUCACUUGAAGUCACUCUUUAUGAAAAUCAGAUACUUGCUCUUUUAGGGCAUAAUGGUGCUGGUAAAAGCACAACCAUAUCUAUGCUGGCUGGUCUUCUUCCUCCUACAUCUGGUGAUGCAUUGGUAUUUGGCAAGAAUAUUACAACAAACAUGGAUGAGAUACGGAAAAUGCUAGGUGUAUGCCCUCAAAAUGAUAUACUCUUUCCAGAACUAACGGUGAAGGAACACAUGGAAAUAUUUGCAAUUCUGAAAGGUGUGGAUGAUGAUUUCUUGGAACAAAAUGUGCUUCAGAUGAUUGAUGAAGUUGGUUUGAUGGAUAAAGUUAAUACAAUGGUUGGUGCACUUUCUGGUGGUAUGAAAAGAAAGUUGUCUCUUGGAAUAGCACUUAUUGGAAAUAGCAAGGUUAUUAUCCUUGAUGAACCAACUAGUGGUAUGGAUCCAUAUUCAAUGAGAUCAACAUGGCAGCUAAUAAAGAAGAUCAAGAAAGGGAGAAUAGUAUUAUUGACCACACAUUCCAUGGAUGAAGCUGAUGUUCUGGGUGAUCGGAUAGCUAUCAUGGCUAAUGGUCGUCUUAGAUGCUGUGGAAGUUCCCUUUUCUUAAAGCACAGAUACGGGGUUGGUUAUACACUCACAAUAGUCCAGACUUCUCCUGGUGUCUCUGUAGCUACUGAUAUUGUCCAUCGUCAUGUUCCAACUGCUACAUGCUUGUCAAAUGUAGGUACAGAAAUAUCUUUCAGACUACCUCUUGCAUCAUCUACUUCGUUUGAGAAUAUGUUUCGUGAGAUUGAAAACUACAUUAGAGGACCAAGCAAGUAUCAGGAAAGCUGCUCUAGUUUUUGUCAGGGCAUUGAAAGUUAUGGUAUCUCUGUUACAACUUUGGAGGAGGUUUUCUUGAGAGUAUCAGGAGAUAACUUUCAUGAAGAUGAUGAGAAUGGUUAUUACAUAUCUCGUACUGGAUCUAUGAAUACAAUUAUUGAAGCAUCUACCUAUACACUUACAAAAUCACCAAAUUCUAAAUUUCUAUUUGGAGUUCAUCUCAAGUUUGUCAGAUGGAUAUGUGCUACUCUGGGAAGAAUAUGCACUUCAAUAUUUGAUGCAGCAUGUGGUUUCGUCACAUUAUUUACUCUCAAGUUUUGUAGUUGUGGCUUGAUUCCAAGGUCUAUAUUUUGGCAACAUUCCAAAGCUCUCCUCAUAAAAAGGGCAAUAUAUUGUCGUCGAGAUAGAAGAUCAGUUAUCUUCCAGCUGUUCAUUCCGGCUUUGUUUUUACUAUUUGGUUUGCUUUUUCUAAAAAUUAAGCCACAUCCUGAUCAGUACUCUAUCACCUUAACAACAUCAUAUUUCAAUCCCUUACUAAAUGGUGGUGGUGGUGGAGGACCUAUCCCAUUCAAUCUCUCUCUAUCCAUUGCUGAAAAGGUUGCAUCUCAUGUUCAUGGUGGUUGGAUACAAAAACAGGAGCCAAGGUCCUACAGGUUUCCUGAUUCUGAAAAGAUAUUAGCUGAUGCUAUUGAAGCUGCAGGGCCACAAUUGGGCCCUGCUCUUCUUUCCAUGAGCGAGUACCUAAUUACUAGUUUUAAUGAAUCAUAUCAGUCGAGGUACGGUGCUGUCGUAAUGGACGAUCAGAAAAAUGAUGGUAGUGUCGGAUAUACAGUGCUUCACAACAGUUCUUGUCAACAUGCAGCUCCGACAUAUAUCAAUUUGAUGAAUGCUGCAAUUUUAAAAAUGGCAACUGGUAAUGAACAUUUAAUGAUUCAAACUCGUAAUCACCCUUUGCCAAUGACAAUAUCACAGCGGUCACAACGGCAUGAUUUGGAUGCAUUCUCUGCUUCAAUCAUUGUCAAUAUUGCCUUUUCUUUCAUCCCAGCAUCAUUUGCUGUUACAAUAGUUAAGGAGCGUGAAGUCAAAGCAAAGCACCAGCAGUUAAUUAGCGGGGUUUCUGUAUUAUCUUAUUGGGUUUCAACAUACAUAUGGGACUUCGUCAGCUUCUUGUUCCCGACAUCACUUGCAGUGAUACUAUUUUUUAUGUUCGAUCUGAAUCAGUUUGUUGGAACUGGAUGCUUCUUACCAACUAUAGUCCUCUUUUUGGAAUAUGGAUUAGCAAUUGGUUCAUCAACAUAUUGCCUUACAUUUUUCUUUUCUGAGCACACAAUUGCCCAGAAUGUGGUUUUGCUGAUUCACUUUUUUAGUGGGCUUAUUCUCAUGGUCAUUUCAUUUGUUUUGGGGCUUAUGGAUGCCACUAAAAGUGCAAACUCUCUGCUAAAGAAUUUCUUUAGGUUAUCACCUGGGUUUUGCUUUGCUGAUGGCCUUGCAUCACUUGCUCUUAGACGUCAAGGAAUGAAGCAGGGAUCUGGAAGUAGUACCCUUGACUGGAAUGUGACUGGGGCUUCUAUCUGCUAUUUAGCAUUUGAGAGCAUUAUGUACUUCCUCUUUACAAUUGCACUUGAAAUUCUUCCCUUUCAAAAGCUAAAUUUGAUGGCAAUCAAAGAGUGGUGGCAAAAUGUUCUCACCCUCCAGCAUGACGGAUCCAAUGACCAUUUCCAGCAUCUUCUGGGAUCAUAUGAAGAUUCAUCAUCUUCCAUAGCUAAUGAGGACAUUGAUGUUAAAGCAGAAAGGCAGAGGAUAAAUAGUGGCCUUGUUGAUAAUGCCAUAAUCUACCUGCAUAAUCUGCGGAAGGUCUAUCAUGCCAGGAAAAACCAUGCUAGAAAAGUUGCUGUCCAUUCAUUGACAUUCUCAGUUCAGGAAGGAGAAUGCUUUGGUUUUCUUGGAACAAAUGGUGCAGGGAAGACAACAACAUUAUCAAUGUUAACUGGUAUUUUUGGAGGGUUUUCAGCUCAUUUUAGGCAUACCGUUGGUACACCUUGGUAUGUACCAUACCGAGCAAGGCUUGGGAUGCUUGUACGGACCGAAAUUACGAACCUUGCCUGGUACAAAAUUGGAGAAGAGAAACCAACAGAUGGAACUGCAUAUAUUUUUGGCAAAGACAUAAGAUUGUAUCCAAAGGCUGCUCGUCGUCAUAUUGGUUACUGCCCACAGUUUGAUGCACUUCUCGAGAAUCUGACAGCUCGUGAGCAUCUUCAACUCUAUGCAAGAUUAAAGGGUGUUCCUGAAAUCAACCUAGAUGAUGUUGUUAAGGAGAAGAUGGUUGAAUUUGAUCUGUGGAAGUAUGCAGAUAAACCAUCAUAUUGUUUAAGUGGAGGAAACAAGAGGAAGUUGUCUGUUGCUAUUGCUAUGAUUGGUGAUCCUCCAAUUGUGAUUCUUGAUGAACCAUCUACUGGCAUGGAUCCUAUUGCAAAACGGUUCAUGUGGGAUGUGAUAUCUCGCUUGUCAACUAGGCAAGGAAAGACUGCUGUUAUCUUAACUACACAUAGCAUGAAUGAAGCUCAAGCCCUCUGUACCCGGAUUGGUGUUAUGGUUGGUGGCCAACUGAAAUGCCUUGGAAGCCCACAGCAUCUGAAAACGCGUUUCGGAAAUUAUCUUGAGCUUGAGUUAAAGCCUUCGGAUGUCAGCUCCAUGGAGAUAGAAAAUCUAUGUAAAAAAAUACAAGAGAAUCUCUUUGACAUCCCAAGUCAUUCAAAAAGUAUAAUUUCGGACCUUGAGAUGUGCAUUCGUGGCACUGGAACAAUAUCCGUACAAAACAUAUCAGAAAUUAGUUUGUCAAGAGAAAUGAUAAAUUUAAUUGGUCGCAUGCUUGGAAAUGAAGAAUCCACCCAGAUGACUGUCUUGCCUGUGCCUUCUAGUGAUGGUUUGUAUGGUGAACAAUUUUCAGAGCAACUAUUUCGAGAUGGUGGUAUACCAUUGAGAAUAUUUUCUGAGUGGUGGUUAGCCAAACAAAAGCUAUUGUUAAUUGAUUCAUUUUUUCUCUCUUCAUUUCCUGGUGCUACAUUUCAUGGAUCCAAUGGCUUGAGCAUUAGAUACCAGUUGCCAUACGGUGAAGGCUCAUCUCUUGCUGACAUAUUUGGACACAUAGAGCACAACAGGGAGGCACUUGGGAUUGAAGAAUACAGUAUCAAUCAAUCCACAUUGGAGACAAUUUUUAAUCAUUUUGCUUCCGCCCAAUAGGAAAAAGAGAUAAAACCACGGUAUCAAACACAAGCUCGGCAUCACAAGAGUUCUGUGGGUUUGUUUUACCUGUCACUCUCAUAUCAAACCCUUUGCGGUUCUCCAAAUUGUUUCACUCCCCUAGUGAGAAGAAACAAGCCCAGUCAUUCAACAGAUCAAGUUUGAAAUCUUGUUUUUGUACUUGACUCUAUCUAACAGUGUGAUUCAACAGAUCAAGUUCGAAAUCUUGUUUUUGCUAUCGAAGAAUACUACUGUAGAAGGUUCUUAAAAUCAUUUCGCUUCCGCCUGAUAUGAGAAUGAGGACACCUCCACAUCAAGUACAAGCUCAGCUUCCCAAGUUCUUGUGGUUAUGCCGAGGCAUUUGGAUGUCAACAGGCUCAUCAAAUGCGUGCUUGUCUAUGUCUAUUAAACCCUAGCAGUGGGCAGCAUCUGUUCCAUCAUUCUUGGCAUCUUGACUUUUGGUGUUUGGAAGCAACCAAAUCUUUGAAAGGUGAAUGCCUGCCCGCGCUUGUAGUCACAAAGUUAAGCUCGGUGCUCAAGUCAGUCAAAAGAUAAUUUUAUUCUUAGAUUUGAUUGACGUAAAAGCAUAUGAACUUAAUCUUGAAUCAAGUUUGUUGGCUUGUCCAAGAAGGGGCAAGACCUUUAGCGAGUGAAUCAACAAGCUGCUUUCUCAGAAUCGAACAAAAUUAAUGCAAUUAUGCUUUUUUAUUUUUA
Molecule: messenger RNA, 6851 nt
Organism: Musa acuminata AAA Group (dessert banana)
Lineage: Eukaryota; Viridiplantae; Streptophyta; Magnoliopsida; Zingiberales; Musaceae
Product: ABC transporter A family member 1
Exons: 42
Coding region: 264-6137 (1957 amino acids)
Biological process (GO): transmembrane transport; lipid transport
Cellular component (GO): intracellular membrane-bounded organelle; membrane
Molecular function (GO): ABC-type transporter activity; lipid carrier activity; ATP hydrolysis activity
Source: RefSeq, a predicted model, not a curated record